Messenger RNA from Chenopodium quinoa (quinoa), 2285 nucleotides. Its product is annotated as RING-H2 finger protein ATL2-like. The coding region runs from base 847 to 1779 and encodes 310 amino acids. NCBI's taxonomy places the organism in Eukaryota, Viridiplantae, Streptophyta, Magnoliopsida, Caryophyllales, Amaranthaceae. The record is from RefSeq and is a predicted model, not a curated record. Gene Ontology annotation, biological process: protein ubiquitination. The transcript has a single exon.
CAUAUGGAGGGAGUAAGAUAUGUAAGCAUCUUUCAUUUUUUAUUAUCUCAUUAUUCAUUCGGUUUAGGAUAAGAUUAAGAGGGAUAUUAACGUGAACAAUAUAUGUAUUAUGUUUCGCACAUAUCACUCCAUUAGUCAGGGAGUGAAGAAUAGGUCAAGUAGUUAGAGUUUUCCUCCCAAUUUCAGAAGAUCAUGAAAUCAAUUUUUAUCCCCAUCCUAAUGGCUUUCAAAAAAAAAAAAAAAAAAAUACACUCCUUUAUUCAUCACUCAUCUAUAAACUACUCCAUAUAAUCCAACCAAAAGUUACUGGAGCGCACGUCUUGUACUUAUGAUUGAGCAACUAGUUAGUUUCGUCCUAGGACUGACUCCUACAAGUAAAUCGAUGACUUUACCCAACAACUUACCAAAUUGCAAUAACCAAGUAAUUUCCUAAAACCCAAAAAACUCUCUUAAAAUUAAAAUUAAAAAUCAGUUCUCACGACAGAGUCCAUCUCCUAAUUUCAUAGUCAGCAACAACAACAACCAAGUUGGCUCCUUUUUUGUCUUUUUUUUAAAUAACAUUAAAUUCUAAAUUUCUAUCUUUUUAACCAAAAAAAAAGAAAAAAAAAAAAAAAACCCCGCGUCAACUUGGGCGUCUGCCGUCUCUCGUCCCUUUGUGGACGCCCAAUACCUCCCUUUCCCCCCACAUUUACCCUUGACUCCUUUUUUCUACUUCCGAAACUUUCUUGAACCUUCCUCUUUCUUAGUGCUCAUUAAAACUUCAAACUCCUAUUUCUUCCUCUUCUUUAUUUACAAUCUCCAUAACUUGCAAUUUAUUUGUUGGAUUGAAUAUAAUCCCAAAAGAAAAUGGCGGAUCAUAUUGGUAAGGAUUAUAAUAUCCCUCACGAACAGAAGGGAUACGCCCUUAGCGGCAGGAUCAUGCUAAGCGCAAUCGUGAUUCUUUUCGCGGUCGUCGUAAUAAUGGUAUGUCUUCACGUGUACGCCCGAUGGUAUAUAUUACGAGCGCGACGGCGUCAGAUCCGUCGCGCUCGUCGUCGUACGCAUCUCGUAUUCUACAUCGAGCCUGAUAAUCCUUCCGACAUUGCUCCCGCCCAAUCACAGGGGCUCGACGCGGCUGUGCUUAAAUCAUUGCCGACUUUCACGUUUGGUAAGGACAAGGUGGUUGAGCUUGAAGAAGGAGAAGUGCUGGAAUGCGCUGUUUGUUUGUCAGAAUUUGAGGAGAGAGAAAAAGGGCGUUUAUUACCUAAAUGUAAGCACUGUUUUCAUGUUGAGUGUAUUGACAUGUGGUUCCAUUCUCACUCCACGUGUCCACUUUGCCGCUCCCCCGUCGACGCUGCCGAUAUUCCACCACCACCGCCUACGGUGGAAGGCGAGGAGGUGGUUGUCGAGCUGAGUGAGCAGUCUCAGAGUGUUAAUGUACCCGAAUCGAGCAACAAUUUAGGUCCGAGUCACGGUGAGUCCGAUGUAUUAUCUACGGGAUCGUCGUCGUUUGCCGGGAGGAGGAAAGGGUUGGAUUUGGUGGAGGUGUCAAUUGAGGUGCCGAGAAGGAGCCAGAGUUUUUGUUUUCAAGGGUCUAACUCGGACGAGCCGGGACUGAGUCGGUCGCCGGGUUCCGGGUUUAAAUCGCCAACAAGUCGGAUAAUGUCAUUGAAGAGGAUAUUGAGCAGGGAUAAAAGGUCUCCGCUCCCCUCGCCUUCGGGUGCCGGGUCGAGUUGUUGCGAGUUUGAUAUCGAGUCGGGUCGAGUUGAAUCAUCGGGUCAGGCCUUAACGCCGACGUAAUUGAUUGGCAGUAUACAAAAUCCGUUUACGUCAUUUUCCUGAUUUUAAAAGAUAAUCAUUUUUUUCAAGUGUGGGAAAAAUUGGGGCGAGAUUUUAGGGCAUGUGACGUACACGCGACGGCGCAUAAUUAUAUUAGAAAAGUCGUUGGAAUCAUGAAAACAUUCGGCGGAAGUUGUCAGAGAGUCGUGGUGUUCAUACCUCGAGCUUUGGUCAAUGAAUGUGACCUUCUUGACACGUGGCCGAGACCCGUUUUUGUUGAGGAUAGAACGGUCAUUUCAUAAAUUUCAUGGCAUACUUUUGGAGACUACGGAGUAUCAAAUUUCAGUAUUUGACAAUGUAAAUACGGCAUAGUAUGAAAAAAAAUACAGUACUUGCAAUAUGUUUAAUUUUUCAUUUUUUUUUAGUGAAUAUUAUUGUGUACAUUUCUAGUCAACUUUGUUAGUAAAGGAAAAAUAUGGGUUAGUUUAUAUAAAUAUGGUAAAUAUACCUGACAAAAUUGAUACUCA